UCUGUACUUGAAUACAAUAACGUCUCCAUGUGCUUUAACGGCUCCGUUUCGCUCAUUCGCAAACUCCUGCCCCCAAGGGCCGGGGAGCCCUGUCUCCUCGUCUUGGGACUGGACAAUGCUGGCAAAUCCUCUCUGACCGGAAGCCUAGCUGACAAAUUGGGCGACGGUAACGUAACUGCUUCUAUGGAGGUCACAGAAGUGCGCCUCAAGAUCAAAAGCACCAAACUACAGAUGUUUGAUCUAAACGGACGGCUGAAAAACCGACAGCUCUGGGCCAACUAUUACAAGAAUGUCAGGGGCUUGAUCUUUGUCAUCGACAGCAAGGAUGCGGCCCGGCUGAGCGAGGCUCGUUGCGUGCUCUGUGAUGUUCUGCUGGACGAGCGACUGCGGAAUGUCCCACUGCUGAUUGUGGCCAACAAACAGGACGCCUUGGGUGCCAUGUCCAGCCGCCUUAUGGUCGAUUUGAUGGGUCUGAGCCGCUUGGAGGGACGCGAGUGGAUCAUACUAGAGUGUUCGGUGACGACAGGCAGCGGUAUUCAGGGCAUCAUCGGUUGGAUUUCCAAGAAUAUACGAAAGUGAUCGGUUAACCCAUUCGUUAAUUGAGCUAUAAUUCUGUUCUAAAUUUUAAAUGAAGCUUAACAAGGAACUAAUCAAGGUUCA
Drosophila persimilis is the source of this 660-nucleotide messenger RNA. RefSeq names its product ADP-ribosylation factor-like protein 3. The transcript is spliced from 4 exons. Gene Ontology annotation, biological process: cilium assembly. Bases 28 to 579 code for a protein of 183 amino acids. Gene Ontology annotation, cellular component: microtubule cytoskeleton; cytoplasm. Lineage: Eukaryota; Metazoa; Arthropoda; Insecta; Diptera; Drosophilidae. The record is from RefSeq and is a predicted model, not a curated record. Gene Ontology annotation, molecular function: GTP binding; GTPase activity.